This is a messenger RNA of Oryza sativa Japonica Group (Japanese rice), 1688 nucleotides long. RefSeq names its product AT-hook motif nuclear-localized protein 20. Gene Ontology annotation, molecular function: minor groove of adenine-thymine-rich DNA binding; DNA-binding transcription factor activity. Gene Ontology annotation, cellular component: nucleus. The record is from RefSeq and is a predicted model, not a curated record. Lineage: Eukaryota; Viridiplantae; Streptophyta; Magnoliopsida; Poales; Poaceae.
AUAUAAUAAGAUAGAGCAAAGCUAGUCUUCUCCCAUAUAUAGCACCGGCCGGGCAACCAUACACAAACCGGAUGAAAAAUUAAAGGGGAUCAUUUCUGUCGGAGGAGCAGAAUAUUAAUCACACAAGAGGAGAGCGGGCUAGCUUAGCUUGAGAUAGAGAUCGAGGUCGAUCCCUCCAGAUCAGGCCUUCAAAUCAUCUACUCUUCCAUCAAUCCUCGACUGAAACCCCAAGGUGGCGCAGCGAGCAAGAAGCACUAGCUAGCCAGAAGCUAAUCAAUUGAAGGGAUCUAUCGAUCGAUCGGAAGCCGAGAAGAAGAAGAAGAAGAAGUUAAACCCUAGCCUAGCCUGGAUAUAUAGGCCGCAGGUAGAAGCUGGCGAGCCGGUGGUGGGACGAGGGGCGGCUCAGCCUGCCGGUGACAGCCGCCGACCCAUCCCUCGGCCUUGGCAACAACGACACCACCGGCGCCGGUGACGACGACAUGGCGUCCAAGGAGCCAAGCGGCGACCACGACCACGAGAUGAACGGGACCAGCGCCGGGGGCGGCGAGCCCAAGGACGGCGCGGUGGUGACCGGCCGCAACCGGCGCCCCCGCGGACGGCCGCCGGGCUCCAAGAACAAGCCCAAGCCGCCCAUCUUCGUGACGCGGGACAGCCCGAACGCGCUGCGCAGCCACGUCAUGGAGGUGGCCGGCGGCGCCGAUGUCGCCGAGUCCAUCGCGCACUUCGCGCGGCGGCGGCAGCGCGGCGUCUGCGUGCUCAGCGGGGCCGGCACCGUGACCGACGUGGCCCUGCGCCAGCCGGCCGCGCCGAGCGCCGUGGUGGCGCUCCGUGGGCGGUUCGAGAUCCUGUCCCUGACGGGGACGUUCCUGCCGGGGCCGGCGCCGCCGGGCUCCACCGGGCUGACCGUGUACCUCGCCGGCGGGCAGGGGCAGGUGGUGGGCGGCAGCGUGGUGGGGACGCUCACCGCGGCGGGGCCGGUCAUGGUGAUCGCCUCCACCUUCGCCAACGCCACCUACGAGAGGCUGCCGCUGGAUCAGGAGGAGGAGGAAGCAGCGGCAGGCGGCAUGAUGGCGCCGCCGCCACUCAUGGCCGGCGCCGCCGAUCCACUACUUUUCGGCGGGGGAAUGCACGACGCCGGGCUUGCUGCAUGGCACCAUGCCCGCCCUCCGCCGCCGCCGCCCUACUAGCUCUCUAGCUAGAUUAAUUAAUUAAGCUUCAUGAAUUAAAUCCUUGCUUAAUUAAUUGGCAUAUAUAUAUACUCACAUGAUAUAUAUGAUCAACAAGCUAUAUAUAGCUAGCCAGCUCGAGCUAAUUAAUUAACAAAAGGUGAGCCAAUAUAAUGCAAGAUCGAUCCAAGCUAUAUAAGUACGUUUAUACAGGUAAAUUUUAGUGGUUCAAGUGCCAGGGCCAUAUAUAUUUCUCUUUCUUUAGCAUUUGUGUGUAGUAUAGCAGCAAUAGCUUAAUCAAACAUCACCAAGUAAUUGCUGUGUUGUGUGUUUGGUUUACUUCACAUAUCUAUAUAUGAGUGCUAAUUAAACAGAUUAAUUCUGAAUGCCUCUCUAGUCGCAUAUGCAUGCAUAGAUCGGAUCAAUGCAGCGUUCGCGAAAAAGAUCGGAUCAAUGCAUAUCCAUCUGUUCAUUGUGUACUUUAUACUGAGUUUGUUAAUCACUUAUAUAUAAUUAUUCCAA